This is a messenger RNA of Haliaeetus leucocephalus (bald eagle), 1125 nucleotides long. RefSeq names its product starch binding domain 1 (gene STBD1). The transcript has a single exon. The coding region runs from base 1 to 744 and encodes 247 amino acids. Gene Ontology annotation, molecular function: starch binding; glycogen binding. Lineage: Eukaryota; Metazoa; Chordata; Aves; Accipitriformes; Accipitridae. The record is from RefSeq and is a predicted model, not a curated record. Gene Ontology annotation, cellular component: membrane.
AUGCCGGGAGAGGACCUGGCAGCUGUACCAAGGAAGGAGCUUAAUCACGUUCAAAGUGGCGGAGUUUCAGGCGGACCUUUGCAGAUGGAGCAGCUGCUCCCGAAGCAGGGUGCCACCGACUCCGGGGAGCAGCCAGCUGAUGUGCGCGGCAGCCAGGCAGGAGAAUUGAGACCCGAGAUGGGACAGGCAAGCGACGGAUGGUGUGUGAUGAACUUGGCAGGAGCCUCCGAUGAUGCCUGUAAGGACAGAAUUGAGCAGCAGCCGGGUCAGCCAGCCGAGAGCAAGGACUGGGACCAUGAAGAGUGGGAAGUUGUUUCGGAGCACCUCGCCUGGGGGGAGGCUGGCAAGAACGGCAGCAUGGAAGACGCCGACAGCAAGGAAUGGGAACAAGGGGAUUGUCCUGAUGGGGACUUGAAAGCAAAGAGAGUUGCAGCUGUGCCCCCCAUGUUUCAAAAUAUCCAUGUGACUUUCCGUGUGCACUACAUCACGCACUCUGAUGCUCAGCUCAUUGGUGUUACUGGUGACCACGAGUGUCUUGGCCAGUGGCACAGCUACGUUCCCCUCAAGUACGACAAGGAUGGCUUCUGGUCUGAAUCCGUUAGUCUGCCGGUAGACACCAAAGUAGAGUGGAAAUUUAUCUUGGUGGAGAAUGGGAAGGUCCGACGUUGGGAAGAAUGCGGGAAUAGGACCCUAGUGACUGAACAUGAAGAUCAAAUUGUUCAUCAGUGGUGGGGAUACCAUUAAUGAGAUUUUGGAAGCUGCUUACCUAAUGGCAAACCUGCUUAGAUUAAUCACAGGGCCCCUAAACUUCACCCCUUCUUCAGUAGGAGACCUUCUCAAGUGCAGAGCUCUGUAAGUCCCGUAUCAAACCUGGUUAAACCAUGUGAGCAGCAGAUCUUUGCCAUCUUCUUUAGGAAAUCCAUUUGGCAACCUGAGAAAUAAACUUCAAAUGCGUUCUGAAGAUGUGCAAGGUAGGCUACGAAGGCGUGAGCAGCAUUCCAAGCAGCUGCCUGUCCAGGUAAAUCUGGACCCUGGACUUGAGUUUGUGUUGCUUAGAGUGGGGCUAAGGAUGCAUCUUUGUACCGACUGCUUAGAGCUUUUGAAGCAUACUAGGAAGUGUGGUUA